Molecule: messenger RNA, 3131 nt
Organism: Sardina pilchardus (European sardine)
Lineage: Eukaryota; Metazoa; Chordata; Actinopteri; Clupeiformes; Clupeidae
Product: atlastin-2-like
Exons: 14
Coding region: 22-1773 (583 amino acids)
Biological process (GO): protein homooligomerization; endoplasmic reticulum organization
Molecular function (GO): GTPase activity; GTP binding
Source: RefSeq, a predicted model, not a curated record
CAUUGUUUUGAACAGGUCAAGAUGGCGGAGGAGAGCAGGUUGAAGCACAGGAAUCACUGUGAUAAUAACUGCAAAAACGUUGUCUUGGACGAAGGUGUAGAUGGAGUUCAGGACAUAUCCAUUCAGAAAGGCUUAAAAGUUCUGUGUGACAGAGAUGCAAUGCCCUUCGUAGAAGAUCAGAAGAUGGAUGGGCCAGUCCAGAUUGUGGUGGCCAACGAGGAUGAUCAUGGGUUUGCUUUGAACGAGGUUACCCUGGAGGAGCUCCUGCUGCAGGAACACAUCCGAGACCUCAACGUUGUAGUGGUGUCUGUUGCUGGAGCUUUCCGUAAGGGCAAGUCCUUCCUGUUGGAUUUCAUGCUCCGGUACAUGUAUAACAAGAUUUCAGAUUCCUGGCUUGGAGGGAAUGAUGAGCCCCUGACAGGCUUCAGCUGGAGAGGAGGUUGUGAACGUGAAACCACAGGCAUCCUGGCAUGGAGUGAAGUGUUUGUAGUGGAGAAACCUGAUGGAAACAAGGUUGCUGUUUUGCUUAUUGACACACAGGGAGCCUUUGACAGUCAGUCCACCAUUAAGGACUGCGCUACUCUUUUCGCUUUGAGUACCAUGAUCAGCUCUGUGCAGGUAUAUAAUUUAUCCCAAAAUGUACAAGAAGAUGAUCUUCAGCACCUUCAGCUUUUUACAGAAUAUGGAAGACUUGCCAUGGAAGAAGUGUAUUUAAAACCAUUUCAAUCCCUAGUGUUCCUCAUAAGAGACUGGAGUUACCCUUAUGAACAUGCUUAUGGCCUCGAGGGAGGAAAGACAUUCUUAGAUAAAAGGCUUCAGGUGAAACAAAACCAGCAUGAAGAGUUGCAGAAUGUCAGGAAACACAUACACUCCUGCUUCUCAAACAUCAGCUGCUUCCUGCUGCCUCACCCAGGCCUCAGAGUUGCCACAAACCCCAACUUUGAUGGCAGACUCAAUGAUAUUGAUGGCGAUUUUAAAAAGGAGCUGAUCAACCUUGUUCCAUUACUACUGGCCCCUGAAAACCUUGUUGAGAAGGAGAUCAGUGGAUCCAAAGUCACUUGUAGAGAUCUUGUACAAUAUUUUAAAGCCUAUAUGAAGAUAUACCAAGGAGAAGAACUGCCACAUCCUAAGUCAAUGUUACAGGCAACAGCUGAAGCAAACAACCUUGCAGCUAUUGCUGGAGCCAAGGACACGUACAACAAAAAUAUGGAGCAGGUAUGUGGUGGUGACAAGCACUACAUUGCUCCUACAGACCUGGAGAACAGGCAUGCCAAGUACAAGCAGGACUCAGUGCAGCAGUUUCGGUCAGUCAAAAAAAUGGGUGGGGAGGAUUUCUGCCGGCGAUAUCAGGAGCAGCUUGAGGCUGAACUGGAUGAGGCCUAUGCCAAUUUUGUCAAGCACAACGAUGGAAAAAACAUUUUUUAUGCUGCCCGUACACCAGCCACAUUAUUUGCAGUGAUGUUUUCCAUGUAUGUUGCAUCCAUGUUGACCGGUUUUCUUGGCAUAAACUCUGUAGCCACAAUUUGUAAUUUCAUCAUGGGUAUAGCACUGGUGUGUCUGUGCACCUGGGCAUACACCAAGUACUCUGGCGAGUUCAGAGAAGUGGGCAGCAUGAUUGACCAGGUGGCGGAGCUGUUGUGGGAACAGAGGACUCCUAGAAAGGUGCUUUCCAAAGUAUUGCAGCUGGCCAGGAGUCAAAUCUCAUGGGGCUUCGUCUUGCCAGCGCAGAGAAAACGAUUGUCCUCCAACAACAAUGUCAAGAAGAAAAAUUAAAGGCAACAUUUUUUGCUAGCUAUAGGAACUCCUUUUAUGACUUUAUAUACAUAAUUAUACACACAUAUUACAUGCACUUUUUGCUUCAUUACCUAUUGGUUGUAACACCACGCUGAUUUGGUGAUCACUGUAUACUGAUUGAAUUGAAUUCCAUUUUAUUUACAUAGCAUCAUACCAUAUGAAUACGUCUCAAGGCGCUUUACAGAGCCUAACUUGAACUUGAACAGCACAUGUUGGAUGCAGAUCAGCACUUUGGAGUUUUGGACUUUUUUCCCCUCUAAUACUCAUUCUGAAUUAUGGUUUUGUUAUCUGUGUCUGUGGAUGGCUGUACUUACUUUGACUGACAUCUGUUGGAUUUUUAUGAAGACCGUCUCCUCUCCACUCCUUCUUUUUUGCUCCAUAGGAGUUGAAGCCACCUAGCAUUCAUUAGAUGGAGCAUAAAUUCAAGACAGAUAAACAAGGUAAACAAAAGCUUCGCUGGGCAAGUUUGGCAGCACACAACUGACCAUAGUCCUGCCCACCUUUUGUAGUACCAAACUCUACAUACUGAUUGCUAUACUUUAUUUUGUAUAUUGAUUAUCUUAAAUGUCCGGAUGCUCCACUCGCCCCAGGUAGAUGGAAAGGCGUUUGGAUGUUGUAAUUCUAAUGGUAGUUGUGAACUCAGCAGUGCCAUUACCCCUCUUUUCCUGUUGAACUACGUCAUCAUGACUGGAGCUACAGUACAGUAAGUUCUCUUAAUGCGAGAUGAUACACUACCAGUGGAAGGAUGCCCCAUUAAUGAUCAUCCACAUUCAGAUUUUGAGAUUUGAUUAUUCGCAUUCAUAUAUUUUCUGUGAUGUUAAACACUCAAAAGCUUAAUCUGACUUGUCUUAAUGUUGUGCACUGUUGUUCAGUAUACACUACAAACACAAGAACAUUUUACGUCGGCCAGUGUUUUUUUUUUUUUUUUGCAUUAUUCACUGUUGUGUAUUAUUAUGACAUGUCAUCGACAAUUCCAUCCAAUUCCACCAUGACCAAUACGGUGUUAAGUAGGGUUUCCUUUCUUCUUUUUUAAAAAUAACUCAUCACAACUGAGGUCACGUGUUAUGAGUUGUAAAUGUAUAAUUAUAAAAUUUUCGGUAUUUUUUUCAUAGCUUAAAGAACAGUGGUUUUCUGUAGGUCUACUUGCAGUUUAUGUGAAGAAUGCAUUGUCUUGUGUACAUUUCUGAACAUUGUUUUAUUUGCCUUGAGCAUCAAACUAUUCCACCCAUGCUCACCAAGCAAAUGGAAUGUUUAUAAUUCCUUUCUUUUGUUGCAUUGUACAGUUACUUCUGUAAUUUAUUUUUGAAUACUGGAAAAAUAAAACGGCUAUACAUAAA